Messenger RNA from Chara braunii, 765 nucleotides. Lineage: Eukaryota; Viridiplantae; Streptophyta; Charophyceae; Charales; Characeae. The record is from the annotation of a GenBank genome assembly.
GCGCUGCACUUGGAGAGUCUACGGGGGCGGAGGGGUUGGGGAUGCCUUGUGGAUCCCGCCGUCAAGACACAGUCGCACAAGCUAGUACGAGGGUUGUUCUGGUGAGGAAGGGAGGUGGCUCUGUCACCAUCGAGGAGGAUGAUCCUGAGACGGCACCGCCAGUGCAGGAGGAGGAUGAGGACUAUGAGGGUGAGGAGGAGAGUGAGGAGGAGGAGAGCGAGAGCGGCGAUAGUGGUGACGACGACGACGACGAUGAUGAGGCCCCACCUCCCCCACCGAUGCGUGCAUCGAGACGCUCCGCUGUGCAGACGUCUUCAUCCGCACAAGGGAAGAGGAGGCCGACAUCCAGCACUCAAGAGGGUACGAGGAGGCAGAGCGGGAAGGGGAAGAGGGGUCAGUGGCCGUGAGGCCAACACUCCGUUUUCCCCUACUUGCACGCGACUUUAUCAUAUUCUAUGCUCCUGGUUUUUGGUCAUGCUGUUUUAUCUAGUAUUGUCAGGUAGUCAUUGGUAGUGUGUGUGUUGUAGUUGUUGUUGUUUUCUUCAUUUGUUGUGUGUUUGAUUCUGGUAUGAGUAGGGCGUCUGUAAAGUAGCGUUGGUUGUAGUAGAGUAUCUCGCCACCGUCGACACAACUUGUACAGUACUGUUUUUCUAUUUUUUAGUAUGUGGCAGUGUGGCACUAGUGGCGUAGUAGUAGGAUACAUUGUAUCAUGUUACAUUUUUCAUGUGUGAUUUCAGUGUCUGGUACUUCGCGGCUUUUCAGGUC